Erigeron canadensis is the source of this 1188-nucleotide messenger RNA. Its product is annotated as PTI1-like tyrosine-protein kinase At3g15890. Gene Ontology annotation, molecular function: protein kinase activity; ATP binding. The transcript has 4 exons. The coding region runs from base 1 to 1188 and encodes 395 amino acids. The record is from RefSeq and is a predicted model, not a curated record. Gene Ontology annotation, cellular component: plasma membrane. NCBI's taxonomy places the organism in Eukaryota, Viridiplantae, Streptophyta, Magnoliopsida, Asterales, Asteraceae. Gene Ontology annotation, biological process: protein phosphorylation.
AUGGGUUCUGCAUUCAGCUGUUGUGAUUCAGAAAAGGUUGAUCAAGGAGUUCCGACGGGCAAUGGUGAUUCUCCGUGGCGAAUCUUUACUUUCAAGGAGUUGCAUUCAGCAACUAAUGGUUUUAGUGAAGAUAACAAGCUUGGAGAGGGAGGCUUUGGAAGCGUUUAUUGGGGGAAAACGUCAGAUGGUCUUCAGAUAGCAGUGAAGCAAUUGAAAUCGAUGAAUUCAAAAGCAGAGAUGGAAUUCGCAGUUGAAGUAGAAGUUCUUGGAAGGGUGCGACACAAGAAUUUGUUGGGAUUAAGAGGUUAUUGUGCUUCAGCUGAACAACGACUUAUAGUCUAUGAUUACAUGCCCAAUCUUAGCUUAUUGUCUCACCUUCAUGGCCAAUUUGCUGCUGAAGUCCAACUUGAUUGGAAAAAGAGAAUGAAAGUUGCCAUCGGUUCCGCUGAAGGACUACUGUACUUGCACCAUGAAGUUACUCCUCACAUAAUCCAUAGAGACAUAAAGGCAAGUAACGUCCUCCUUGAUUCAAACUUCGAACCACUAGUCGCGGAUUUUGGGUUUGCAAAGUUAAUCCCAGAUGGUGUUAGCCACAUGACCACCAGGGUCAAGGGUACCCUGGGUUACCUUGCCCCCGAAUACGCCAUGUGGGGCAAGGUUUCAGAAAGCUGCGAUGUCUACAGCUUUGGAAUUCUUCUACUCGAACUAGUAACCGGAAGAAAACCAAUUGAGAAACUCCCUGGAGGUGUUAAACGUACGAUAACCGAAUGGGCUGAACCAUACAUUGAAAAAGGCAGGUUUCGGGAUCUAGCUGACCCAAAAUUAAGAGGCAAUUUUGAUGAAGAUCAGCUAAAACAGUUUAUAAAUGCGGCUGCACUUUGUGUGCAAAGUGAGCCCGAAAGGAGGCCCAAUAUGAAGGAAGUUGUUGGGCUGCUUAAAGGGUAUGAGCCUAAAAGUAAAGUGAUGCAAUUAAGGUUAAAAAGUGUCAAAUAUGGGGAUGAUCUUGUGGCUAUGGAUCAAGCUAGUGAUGAUGAGGAAGAAGAAGAUGACGACGACAACGAUUACGAUGAUGACGAAAAGGGUGGAGGGUAUGAUGAGAGUUAUGGAGUAUUUGGUGCUAUGAGUAAUGUCCAAAAGAUGCAUGAUCCAUAUAAGAGGUAUGCAGACAGAAUGGGGAAGAAAGGGUGA